Hydra vulgaris (swiftwater hydra) is the source of this 1599-nucleotide messenger RNA. Its product is annotated as KICSTOR complex protein ITFG2. The record is from RefSeq and is a predicted model, not a curated record. Gene Ontology annotation, biological process: regulation of TOR signaling. Gene Ontology annotation, cellular component: KICSTOR complex. Lineage: Eukaryota; Metazoa; Cnidaria; Hydrozoa; Anthoathecata; Hydridae.
AAUUUGCCAAAUGGUCACACACGAGCAAUGAAUGCCUGAGAGAAGAAUAAUAAAGAAAAAGCAUUUAUAAUGUCUUUAAAAUGAGAUCUAUAUCGCUUGUUCAGAAAGUUGAAAUAGACUUUAAAGGAACCGUGUUUCAAAAUGCUGUAGCUUUAGUUGAUGUUGACAAUGAUGGGCACAAUGAACUUUGUGUUAGCAACACAAAUGGCGAUUUGCAUAUUUACAAAGGUAUCCAAUCGAAACAAGUUUGGCAAGCUAAAGGUCUUGGUUCUGUAAUGGUUUUAUGCGGUGGCUGUUUGCGAGACUCAGAUGAAGUUGUAUUAAUAACUUUAGAUAGGGAAGGUCGAUGUCACAUGUUCGAUGCACCUAAUCAAAUAAAUAAGACAGCAAAAGAGUGCCUUUUACCAAAAGAUUCGUCUGAGAUAACAACUGACUUACGUAUACUAAGCAUCGAAAAAUUAGCAAGUAAUGCGAAAGUUGCUAUUGUGGAAGAUAUUGAUGACGACGGAGUUGCCGAACUUAUUAUUGGGUCAACAGAUCGGUUUGUACGUAUAUACAAAUGGAGUAUUGACAAUGAUAAUGCAUCUCCAAUCGGUUUUAGCGCAUUUAAAGAUUCGUACGUCGACAAAGAGGAAAGAUUGCGAUCAAGCAGUAUUUCUAUCAAAGAUCCAAGAGAAUUGAAUGCUGCUCCAUGCCCUCCUAUGACUACUAAACAAUUUAACCAAGAGACCAAAUCUUUUUUUCUCCCGGGUCAAUCUUCUCGGGCUUGUCACACUGCAAUUGGUCAUUUUGUUUUAGUAAAAGAGUUUUCUUUGUUUGCUCAAGUUGGCUCUAUUGCUGUUUGCAGAACGGACGGAUUGAACCAGGUUAUUGCAUCACAACCAAAUGGUGGUUAUUGUAUUUUGGGCGGAUUUAACGGACAAAAUGAGUGUGCUGAUUCCCCGGAUUCUCCUGUUAUUAUGGAAUCCUGUUCGUUGACCAAACAAGAGUCUUAUCCAACAUUUUAUCCCAUUAGACCAAAAUCUACUCAACUUAAUCACACGGGUACAGAGGUUAUUGGCGGGAUUAAACGUCAAGGUAACACUAGCGGAGUUUUAGCUAUAUGCACUGAAGAUGGCUAUUUUGCUAUUCUUGACAACUCAGUUCAAUCAAAUAAGCAUACCGUAAAAAGAAGAUCUCAGCACCAAUGGCUGACUAUGUCUAAACUUGAUGUAACCCGAAAUGGAGAUGAAGAGGUCAUUUUAUGUGCUACCAGCGGGGUUACUUACGUUAUUGAUAAGUUCCGAGAUAUAGUUUGCUUUGAAUUUAGUGAAAACGUUGCUGCAUUUUGCGCUGGAAGUUAUGCAACCGACGUAAACAUAUCAAAACCUUGUUUUUGCUAUGUUACAUUGAGUGGUCGUAUUUUUUUAUAUUACGACGUGCUGGUUGACACUAUGAAAGUAAAAUGUGUCCACGAGGCUUUAAUCAAUAAAAUUCAACAAAAACCUGAACUAGCAUACCUUUUAGACUCUCUAAAGUUGCCUAACGGUGAAAUUGACCAUAACAAAGUUCAAAAUUUAGUAAAAAAUUUAUGGUCAGAAAAACUUGACUUGAUUUAAA